AACCUGGAGAGCCAGGAAACUCUGGCGAGAAGGGCACCAAAGGAGAGGAAGGAGAUGUUGGUCAAAAGGGAGAGCCUGGGAUUGGUUUCCGAGGCCCUAUGGGCCAAGCUGGAUCUCCUGGGCAAAAAGGUGAACCGGGGGCACCGGGAGCUCCAGGAGCACAAGGAAUCCAGGGGAUCCGUGGCAAUCCGGGGAUCCCAGGAUCUCAAGGGGAGAGAGGCCCACCUGGAUUGCCUGGGACUCCAGGAGAAAAGGGGGAACAUGGUAAGAGAGGCCGGAGUGGGUCGUCUGGACUGCCAGGUCCCCCUGGACCACCUGGGCAAAAGGGUAUGCCAGGUGUUCCUGGGACCAAGGGCAACAAGGGGGAGACCGGUCUUGGCAAACUGGGCCUACGAGGGCCACGUGGCUUCCCUGGGCCCCGGGGUGAAGAAGGAAUUGUGGGAGUCCGUGGCCCCAUUGGCAUGAUGGGACAGAAUGGCCUUGUGGGUCUCAAAGGGGAAAAGGGUGACGUUGGCUUUCCUGGGCCCAAAGGAGAACGGGGAGAUCCUAUAACGAUUUUUGGACCUCAAGGCUACAAAGGCAACAAAGGAGACACAGGUGAAAGGGGCCCUCCUGGAUUUGAUGGAGACAAGGGUGAGAAAGGAGAAGAUGGACCUGCUGGUGAAAAGGGUGUGAAAGGAGAAGCAGGAUCCAAAGGAGUCAUGGGCCUCUUUGGUACAAGGGGACCAGUGGGUCAGAAGGGUGAAAUCGGAGAACCUGGACUGCUUGGAUUUGCUGGAAGGGCAGGACUUGAUGGGAAGAACGGGAUGAAAGGAGCAAAAGGAGACCGAGGUCUACAGGGCCAAAAAGGAGAACCGGGAGGAAAAGGCGAUUCUGGAAUCACGGGAGACAUCGGACGGAAAGGUGCAAAGGGUUUACGUGGUUUGCCAGGGAGGACAGGACCUCCGGGUUCACAUGGCAUCAAGGGAGAAACUGGUGGUAUUGGGAGGCCAGGAAUGCCAGGGUUAGACGCACUUGUCGGCCCAAAGGGCGAACGUGGAGAGUCUGGUACCGACGGGUCCCAGGGAAUUACGGGGCAGAAAGGAGAAAAGGGCUCCAAGGGGGUUCCUGGCCUGGGAGGCUUUAAAGGACAGAUGGGCCUACCUGGCAAGGUGGGUGUUGCAGGCCCACCUGGCCCACAAGGACCACAGGGAGAGCUGGGGCCAAAGGGAGAACGAGGCAGAAGAGGAAGGCAACCCUCGUGUCUCCAGGGAGCCCCAGGGACUCCUGGCAACAAAGGCGGAAAGGGAGAAGACGGUUCCAUCGGUCGGAAAGGAGAGAAAGGAAACCCCGGACUGUCUGUCGAUGAUGUGAAGCAUAUUGUCAGGACGGAGAUAAAGGACCAAGAUGGCAAAAACCUCCGCUUGGCGAACAGAUUGGCAGGCCUCGGGGCUGACUAUCUAGCAGACAUGGAUCCAAGGGGGGAAAGCACUCUGCAAGAAGGGUUUUUCGGUGGAUUGCAGAAUACAACCAAAGCGGACUUGCCUCUGACCGAAUCUGUCCUACCUUUGGCAGAUCCCUGUGUCUUACCAAUGGACGAAGGCACCUGCAAGCAGUACACGGUCCUUUGGUAUUUCCACCAGGAAGCCAACCAUUGCCGGCCAUUCAUCUUCGGAGGCUGCGGCGGAAACGCCAACCAAUUUCCAUCCAAGAAGAAGUGUGAGCUUUGGUGCAAGAGAACAACAGAUCCCUCCAAAGAUGUUGACCAGAUACAAGGAGGAAGGAAUGGUGAAAAGAAGCAGGUCUCCACCAUCUCCAAGACUGUACAUGCUGUGGAUGGGAUGGUUUAAGAAAAGCUGGGUUUGGGGCAUUUACCUGUUCUGUGAACAAAGGAGGUAACUCAGGCAUGGGCGAACUUGGGCCCUCCAGGUGUUUUGGACUUCAACUCCCACAAUUCUUAACAGCCGGUAGGCUGUUAGGAAUUGUGGGAGUUGAAGUCCAAAACACCUGCAGGGCUGAAGUUGGCCCAUGCCUGAGAUAACUUGUAUGGAAAUAAAUCCAUUUGAGAAAAGGAAUGUAAUUACUUUGCUUCAUUUAUGGUAAUCUUCAACAACAGUCCCGUAUUUCCCAUCUUUCUGGCUUAGGAAACCUUUGGUCCCAAAUAAAGAGGUCAGGCCAAGCGGGCAAGCUUUGCACUGUUGUUUUCACUUAGGGAAGACAGACGAACAGAUAGCUACAGUAGAGUCUCACUUGUCCUAGCUAAACGGGCCAGCAGAAGCUUGGAUAAGCGAAUAUCUUGGAUAAUAAGAAGGGAUUAAGGAAAACCCUAUUAAACAUCAAAUUAGGUUUUGAUUUUACAAAUUAAGCACCAAAACAUCAUGCUAUACAACAAAUUUGACAGAAAAAGUAGUUCAAUACACAGUAAUGUUAUGUUGUAAUUACUGUAUUUAUGAAUUUAGCACCAAAAUAUCACAAUAUAUUGAAAACAUUGACUACAAAAAUGGCUUGGAUAAUCCAGAGGCUUGGAUAAGCGAGGCUUGGAUAAGUGAGACUCUACUGUAGAUAGAUAGAUA
This is a messenger RNA of Anolis carolinensis (green anole), 2552 nucleotides long. RefSeq names its product collagen alpha-1(VII) chain. The record is from RefSeq and is a predicted model, not a curated record. The transcript is spliced from 26 exons. The coding region runs from base 99 to 1829 and encodes 576 amino acids. Gene Ontology annotation, molecular function: serine-type endopeptidase inhibitor activity; extracellular matrix structural constituent conferring tensile strength. Lineage: Eukaryota; Metazoa; Chordata; Lepidosauria; Squamata; Anolidae. Gene Ontology annotation, biological process: extracellular matrix organization.